AUGGUACCCGACACCGACUUCUCCGUGGCUCUCACCAAGCCGCUUGAGGUCGUCCAACGGAUCUACAGCGAUGCACCGGACAAGUCGCCAUCCAGCAUCACCAAGCUCGUAGAGACGCACUUUCGUCAACUGUUUGCUUCGCCCGAUGCCAGUGACAAGAUCCCGUCUCUUUCGCCAGGAAACAUCAGCACGUUGCUGCCCACUUCCAAUAGCGGUGCACCGAGCACACACCGUCUGGUCCGCUUCCGUGCAAUGAUCCAGGACACUGGUUUGGGCACCGAGGUCUUCCUCGCUAAGCACCAGCACGAAGGGCGCACUUUCACCGGUCUGUACGGCGGCGAAGCAAGCAUUGCACAUUCGCACAACCCGUCGGAUGGAACGGGCCAUGACGAGCUCGAACAUGAAAACCUUGCCGAGAGGGCAGUAAUGUAUGCCGUGUCGGUGCCCGGUCAGUCUGCUUGGGCGGCAAAAGCGCAUCGCGAGUCCGCCGCCGAGCAACCCUCCGAUGCUUCCGUUGACCAACUAGCCAAUGCCACCUCAGCAGUAACCAUGGAUGAACCACAAUCGCCUCAAAGGAUUCAAGGAGUGCGCGAGCGUAUCCGCAAAGCCGUUCAAAAGGGAAAGGAGAUCGGCUCGGCGGGCAAAGAACCACGACUGGUCGCCAUCUCAAAACUUCAUCCCCCCUCUGCCAUCCUUGCCGCCCACAAGCAGGUCGGGCAGCUCCACUUUGGUGAGAACUACGUGCAAGAGAUGGUGGACAAGGCCAAGGUGCUCCCCAAGGAGAUCCGUUGGCACUUUGUCGGUGGCCUGCAGAGCAACAAGGGCAAGCUGCUGGCCUCGAUCCCAAACCUGUAUCUGCUCGAGACGCUCGAUUCUAUCAAGGCCGCCAAUGUGUUGCAGAAGGCGCUUGCCUCGCCUGAUGCUCCUAAGCGCGACGAGCCGCUGCGCGUUUAUCUCCAGGUCAACACGAGCGGAGAAGAUGCCAAGAGCGGCCUUCCGCCCAUUCUGUCCAGCGAUGCGGAGCAGGCCAAGGAUAGCGAGCUGCUCCAGCUGGCUGUGCACGUCAUCACAAAGUGCCCUAACCUACGUUUGCGUGGCGUCAUGACCAUCGGUGCAGCCUCAAACAGCUCGAGUGCCGAUGCGGAUGCAGCCAAGAGCGUCGACGAGAUCGUCUCUGCCAAUCCCGACUUUGAAAAGCUCAUUCAAACGCGCACCAACCUCGUCAAGCUCCUCCGCAUAAGCGACGAAGUGAAAAAGGCCGAUCAGGCGCACAUCAUGGAGGCGUACGCAGAUCUGCUCGACAGCACUGAUGCCAACGGCGGUCUCGAGCUCAGCAUGGGCAUGUCGGCCGACAUGGAUGUCGCCACCAUGGCUGGCAGCGACAAUGUUCGUGUGGGCACCGACUGUUUCGGACGCCGUCCUGGCACCAGAGAGGAAGCGAUGAACGGCAUGAAGCGCGAACUGGAAGCUGGGCCCGAGGCGGCGGCUGCCGAGUUGCGAAGCCAGCGCGGGUCGCAGAACAGCACUCCAGCCGGGGCAAACGCCUCGAGCUUGCCACGUGCUUACCUUGCCAAAUCGCCUCUGCCCGAGACUCCGCACGUGGGAGGUUUGAUCAAGCUGUACGAUCUGGACACAGCGGAAAAUUUCAAGACGACCGAGCUGAUCGAAGUGGUCGGAAUCCUCGAUACUGCUGGGCUGCCUCAAGCCGAGUGGCAAGACACAGGCUCUGUUGCCGGAUCGUCGUCAGAGCCCGCCCAGGUGCCGUGUGUUCAUGCGAUCUACGCCGCUCCGGUAGAACUUGAUUCUCUGGGAUCCGAGAGCUCAACCGACAGUUCUUCGAUCUCGAGCCUGCUCUCUCGAUCGACAGAGAGACAGGGUCUGAUCGACUUUCUCGCCGGUGCAUUGAGCGGCGACAAGCUAGCUGCGGAGCUCGUGCUACUGGCAACGAUUGCGCGCAUUCACGUUCGCCGUGCUAACUUGUGUCUUGGCGCUCUAACGCUCAACGUUUCUAACUUCGCCGCACCUCCAGCACCGUCACAGACACAGCUCUCGCGUCGAUUGGAACAGCUGCUCCCCGCGGUGGUGGACGUUUCGAUGGACCUCGAGACGCUGAACGACCACAAGAAGUCGCUGUACCCGAAGAGUGCUGGAGAAGGAACCGGUCUGGAAGCGGGCCGACUUCAGUUGGUCAAUGGCACCACAGUUGUAGUCAACGAAGGCGCGAUGGGCGAGGGACAGCUCAAAGAUUCGGGCAUUCGCAACAUCAAGGCGCUUUCGUCGGUGCUCGAGUCGCACAAGCUGCCGUAUGCGUUCCCGUACUCGGAGUUCGAGUUCGACACCGAUCUCAACGCCAUCAUUUUGAGUCAAGGCAAAAGCUUUUUGCCGUUUGACAUCCAGUGUCCCUUGCAGCCGGCGGACGACGCUGCCGAACUGUACUCGAGCACGCUCCCUGAGGUGGACGAGACACAGCUCAACGAAUGGAGGAAGGCGCUACUACAAGCUCGAAGCCUGGCCACAGCCAAGUCGUUCGAGAUCCCCGAGAGCGUCAGCGAGCACAUCCAGCAAGAGUUUGUGCGCGAGAGAAAGAAAGACCAGGAGGAAGCAAAGGACUCACACGGCGGAACGAGCAGCAAAGCGGAUGGCGCGCUCGGCCAGGAAGAUCUGCUGCGAAGGAUGGCCAUCGUUCGACUGCUCGCUCUCUCGCACGGCGAAAAGAGCCUGUCGAUCGACAUGUGGAACAAGGCGGUCGAGCUCGACAGAGACCUGGCUCAGCGUGUAGCUGCUACGCAACAAAAUCAACAGCGCACGCAGCCGGCUGCGGCUUCUGCUUCGGGUUCCGCGGGUGUCUCUCGUUAA
Molecule: messenger RNA, 2856 nt
Organism: Sporisorium graminicola
Lineage: Eukaryota; Fungi; Basidiomycota; Ustilaginomycetes; Ustilaginales; Ustilaginaceae
Exons: 1
Coding region: 1-2856 (951 amino acids)
Biological process (GO): DNA-templated DNA replication
Molecular function (GO): pyridoxal phosphate binding; chromatin binding
Source: RefSeq, a predicted model, not a curated record